Molecule: messenger RNA, 1188 nt
Organism: Carica papaya (papaya)
Lineage: Eukaryota; Viridiplantae; Streptophyta; Magnoliopsida; Brassicales; Caricaceae
Product: SWI/SNF complex component SNF12 homolog
Source: RefSeq, a predicted model, not a curated record
ACUUAAGAUAAUAGGGAGGAUUUUGGAAAAUGGAGUAGACCCUGAUCAGCCUGGAUUUGUUCAGAAAUCAAACCCGAUAUAUCCAAAGUUCUCAUCUUUUUUCAAAAGAGUAAGCAUUUCAUUGGAUCAGAGAUUAUAUCCAGAUAACCAUAUUAUUAUGUGGGAGCAAGCUCGAUCACCUGCACCACACGAGGGUUUCGAAGUGAAGAGAAAAGGGGAUCAAGAAUUUACAGUAAAUAUACGGUUGGAAAUGAAUUACGUUCCUGAGAAAUUUAAGCUUUCCCCUGCAUUGAUGGAAGUGCUUGGUAUUGAGGUUGAUACCCGCCCAAGAAUUAUUGCUGCAAUCUGGCAUUACGUGAAGGCAAGAAAAUUGCAGAACCCAAAUGACCCUUCUUUCUUUAGCUGCGAUGUAGCUCUCCAAAAAGUGUUUGGGGAAGAAAAGAUGAAAUUUACAAUGGUCUCACAGAAAAUAUCUCAGCAUUUGACUCCUCCACCACCUAUACAUUUGGAGCAUAAAAUCAAGCUAUCGGGGAGUAGUCCAGCUGGAACUGCAUGCUACGAUGUGUUGGUUGAUGUGCCCUUCCCAAUACAGAGAGAACUGUCUAUUCUAUUAGCCAAUGCUGAGAAGAACAAAGAGAUUGAGGCCUGUGAGGAAGCAAUAUGUGCAACCAUAAGAAAAAUACACGAACAUAGGAGGAGACGAGCAUUUUUUCUAGGAUUCAGUCAAUCACCUGUGGAAUUUAUUAAUGCCUUGAUGGAAUCUCAAAGCAGGGAUUUGAAGCUUGUAGCUGGAGAAGGUAGUCGAAAUGCUGAGAAAGAACGUCGGUCAGAUUUCUUCAAUCAACCAUGGGUUGAAGAUGCUGUUAUCCGAUACUUGAAUCGAAAGCCAGCACCCGGAAAUGAUGUUCCAGGGAGCACAUGAAGUGGAGCUGGAAGUCGAGGAGAUAGGCCACGGUGUUUCUUCUUGUUGGUUCUGGUAGCUUCAAUAUUUGGAGAUCAUUUUUGCUUCCUUUGGUGUAAGUAUAGAAUAGUUGAUUAUGAUAUCUAGUACUGAAUAGCCGUGGGGAAGGAGUUGUUGGUUGUAAAACAAGGGAAGUACAAUCAGUAACAUGUUUUUAGGCUUAAAUUCUAUCUGAACUUGGCUUUUGCUCAUUGCUCUUGGUGCCAAAAAGUUUCAGUGUUGUACAA